Fonsecaea multimorphosa CBS 102226 is the source of this 465-nucleotide messenger RNA. RefSeq lists its product as uncharacterized. Bases 1 to 465 code for a protein of 154 amino acids. The transcript is spliced from 3 exons. The record is from RefSeq and is a predicted model, not a curated record. NCBI's taxonomy places the organism in Eukaryota, Fungi, Ascomycota, Eurotiomycetes, Chaetothyriales, Herpotrichiellaceae.
AUGCCCCCCUCGAAGGACAUUUCCUUCUCUCGCAACAGUACUCGUACUCGAGCCCAAAGCGACACCAGCACCAGCAGCAGCAGCGACAGCAACAGCAGCAACCACUACCCAAUCACAGUCACCAUCUACACCCUUUCUCUUCCUUUCGCCCACCCGACAAGCACCAUGGGCAACUUCCUCUCUGUCCUUCGGGACAACGACCUCUGUUGGCCAAUCAAGAGGUUCAUCCUCAAGUUACGGCUGAGGAGCCUCGCCAACAAGAUCUUCCGCCGGGCACCCCGGCGUGGGAUGAGGUCGACGUCCGACUUCUCCCUCUCAGAGGUUCCUCCUGAACUCUGGGAGGACGACAUGGGCCCUCUCCCUCCUCCUCCUUCUCCCUCUUCCUCUCCCGCCUCAACCCUCCCAAGGGUUGUUCCUCGUCCUCGGCGCGGACACCUGUUCGACCGUUGGACAACUCCGUACUAA